Cucurbita maxima (winter squash) is the source of this 1818-nucleotide messenger RNA. RefSeq lists its product as uncharacterized. NCBI's taxonomy places the organism in Eukaryota, Viridiplantae, Streptophyta, Magnoliopsida, Cucurbitales, Cucurbitaceae. The coding region runs from base 1 to 1818 and encodes 605 amino acids. The transcript has a single exon. The record is from RefSeq and is a predicted model, not a curated record.
AUGAAGACUAUAGGAGGUAAUAGCCAAAAUAACAAAGAUCCCAACCUUGAACUCUCUCUCCAUAUGCCAUCUCAGCCUCCACUUGAAUGGGGUCAACCGUCGACACCGACAUCGCCCCAAACUCCAAACCAACCAGUGGCGGUCUCUUGUUCCAUCGAGCAAACUAUGAACCAAUCGGUGGCGGUCCCUUGCUCCAGCGAGCAAACUAUGAACCAACCGGAGGCGAUCCCUCACGCCAUCGAGCAAAUUUUGAGUCAACAGGUGGCAGUCACUCGUGGGGAAACUCCGAACCAAUUGGUGAUGACCCCAAACCCCUUAGGGGAAGCUUUGAACCAACCGGUGGCGAUCCCUUGUGCCACCGAGCAAUGCCGGUUGGUUCGAAGUUUGAGCCUACCGACGACAAUCACUCGGCCCAUUGGGGAAACUCUGAACGAAUUGUUGGCAAUCCCUCACACCGUAAAUGAAACUUUGAACCAAUCGAUGACGAUCCCUCACAACAUCGAGCGAACUUCUAGCCUACCGGCGACAAUCACUUGGGCCAUCAAGGAAACUCUUGACCAAUUGGAGGAGAUCCCUCACAACAUAAGGGAAACUUCGAACCAACCGGUGGCGAUCCCUCGCGCCAUCGAGCGAACUUCUAGUCAACCGGCGACAAUCACUUGGGCCAUCGGGGAAACUCUUAACCAAUUGGAGGAGAUCCCUCACACCAUAAGGGAAAAUUCGAACCAACCUGUGGCGAUCCCUCGCACCAUCGAGCAAACUUCGAGCCAAUCAACACCAAUUAUUCGAGGCAUCAGAGAAACUCUAAACCAAUCAGUGACAAUCCCUCACAACAUAAGGGAAACUUCGAACCAACCAAUGGCAAUCCCUAGUGCCAUCGAGCAAACUUCUAGCCAACCGGCGACAAUCACUUGGGCUAUCGGGGAAACUCUUAACCAAUUGGAGGAGAUCCCUCACAACAUAAGGGAAAAUUCGAACCAACCGGUGGCAAUCCUUCACGCCAUCGAGGAAACUUCAAGCCAACCAACGACAAUCACUCGAAACAUUAGAGAAACUCUAAACCAAUUAUUGACAAUCUCUCACAACAUAAGGGAAACUUCGAACCAAUCGGUGGCGAUCCCUCACGCCAUCGAGCAAACUUUGAGCCAACCAACGACAAUCACUCAAGCCAUCAUGGAAACUCCGAACCAACCGAUGGCGAUCCCUCAGACCGUAGAAGAAACUCCAAACCAAUCAACGACAAUCCCUCAAGCCACAAAUGGACACUCUACAUCAAGACCUAGACGAAGACGAAGUAGAACGAGAGCAGACACCAGGAGGAUCGAGCCACCGUAUCCAUGGUCGGCCGAGCAACGAGCAUCAAUCCACAAUCUCGAGUACCUCCAAUCAAACAACAUCGUAAUGAUCAAAGGCGAUGUGAGGUGCAAAAAAUGCGAGAGAUAUUACGAAAUCGAGUACAAUUUGAUGAACAAGUUCGAUGAGAUAGCAAGAUUCAUAGAAAGAGAGAGAGAUAACAUGCAUGAUAGAGCUCCAAUUUGUUGGAAAAACCCUAUUUUACCAAAUUGUGAGCAUUGCAGGGAAGAAAACUGCGUAGAGCCAAUGAUACCCGAUGAGGAGGACGACAACCAAUUCAGAAGAAUCAAUUGGCUGUUCUUGCUUUUGGGGCAAUUGAUUGGACGUUUAAAGCUCAAACAGCUCAAAUACUUCUGUGCUCAUACCUAUAACCAUCGAACCGGGGCUAAGGAUCGUCUCAUCUUUCUCACUUAUCUUGCGUUGUGUAAGCAACUUCAACCCUCAAAUCGUCUCUUCAACUGCUAA